AUGGUGACGAUCGGUGGGAAGAGCAGGCUGUCGAUUGAGAUGGAUUCCAUGGCAAAGAACCCACCGCCUGGAUGCAGUGCAGGGCCUGUGAACCCCAAGGAGCUUGACAAAUGGAUUGCGGUGAUAAUGGGGCCGCCAGGAUCUAUUUAUGAGGACGGGAUGUUUGAGCUGCAUAUAGUGUUCCCACCAUUCUACCCGUUCAGUCCACCAAAGGUGAAGUUCAAAACGCGAAUAUUCCACUGUAACAUAUUUGAGGAGAAUGUGUGUCUUGACAUUCUGAAGGAUCAGUGGACGCCUGCGCUGACGAUAGACAAAGUUCUGCUAUCGAUUCUUGUUCUUCUGCAGGAGCCGAAUCCGGAUGACCCGCUGAAUGGCGAGGCAGCAGCGCUGUACCGCAAAAACAUAGAUAAAUACGAGAAGAAGGCAAAGAAAUGGGUUAAGAUGUAUGCAUCGAAGUAUAAGUCUGAUUCGGAGGAGGAGGCGGAGGAAUAA
This is a messenger RNA of Ordospora pajunii, 492 nucleotides long. RefSeq names its product ubiquitin-conjugating enzyme. The record is from RefSeq and is a predicted model, not a curated record. Bases 1 to 492 code for a protein of 163 amino acids. Lineage: Eukaryota; Fungi; Microsporidia; Ordosporidae. The transcript has a single exon.